Oryctolagus cuniculus (rabbit) is the source of this 1848-nucleotide messenger RNA. RefSeq names its product cyclin dependent kinase 2 associated protein 1 (gene CDK2AP1). The record is from RefSeq and is a predicted model, not a curated record. NCBI's taxonomy places the organism in Eukaryota, Metazoa, Chordata, Mammalia, Lagomorpha, Leporidae. Gene Ontology annotation, cellular component: nucleus; cytoplasm.
GCAAGGCAUCUCACCCCCGCAGGCUUGGUGUGGCACAGCGGUCCGCCCGGCUCGGGACUCAGAGCCGGUAGCGGCAGCCCAUGCUUGAGCUGCAGCCUGGGCUCUUCGGGGAAACCAGGGCAGGGCCAGGAUGGCGCCUCUGGGGCACCUGCUGCCCACGCUUGCUCUCCUGGGCCGUGCGGCCUGUAUCCUCCUCGCCCACGGCAGGUGUCUGGCUCUGCGCAGGGGGGCUUGGAUCUGGAGUUCUCGGGGCCCCUCCCUCUCCAGCAGCCCAUGCUCCUGCAUGCCCCACCCCUCCCCCACACCAGAGAGCAGCUGGUCGGGCUGGCCAGCCUGGCACCAGCUGUCCAUCCCCGGGGCCAGCUCCGCCGAGCCCACUGUGUGCGUGAGGGGGAGAGCGUUUGGCUCUGGGAGUAGCGAGCGGGCCGCUGCCCAGGAGGCCUGGGUCAGCUCUCCGUGGUGACUGCUGUCUGUGAUUCGGCCGCCAUGAUGGGGUGUGUGCCCCGGUCUCCCCACCCCGUGUCCAGGAGCCAGCAGCUGAGCCGGGCCCCAGGCUGCGUCCCUGAUUGUCACAGGGUCACCCGCUCUUCUCGGCUCGUGGACUCUAAGGAGGCCUGACCCCUCUAUGGGUGAGGCCACGCAGAGGCCGGCCGUGGUCCCCAGCUGCCUGUUUUUUUGUCCCAUGUGCCUAACCCCAGCCGGCAGGGGAUGAAAUCCUGUUAGCUCCCGACUCAGUCUCUGGGGGCACAGCCUCAAUGGCAGGUGGGCUCAGGUCAUCAGGGGCUGGGACAGGGCCCGAGGAGAGCAGCGGAGAGGAGGGGCCCUGGGACGCAGGCCCACCCUGGGUCAUCCGGGCCCGGGCUCUGGGCCUCGCCAGACCGGAGGUGGAGGGUGGCUUCUCCAUCCUCUGGGAGUGUCCACUCGCCGUCCACCAGCAUGGCCACGUCCUCCCAGUACCGCCAGCUGCUGAGUGACUACGGGCCGCCGUCCCUAGGCUACACUCAGGGAACCGGGAGCAGCCAGGUGCCCCAGAGCAAGUACGCGGAGCUGCUGGCCAUCAUCGAAGAGCUGGGGAAAGAGAUCAGACCCACGUACGCGGGCAGCAAGAGCGCCAUGGAGCGGCUGAAGCGAGGCAUCAUUCACGCCCGAGGACUGGUGCGGGAGUGCCUGGCCGAGACGGAGCGGAACGCCCGGUCCUAGCCGCGGAGCUAGCUGGGAAGCUUUUCCGUCUUCCUGCGAGAUGGGCAGUCACAGGUGAAACGCGUGUUUUCAGUGGCCACGUUUGGUUUCCUCCCACGGUUCACGGUUCACGGUUCACCAGGCUCUGAACCUCCAGUCCCAAGGACUGAGAAGAUCUGCAGUUCAUUAGGAUUUGAUUUUACGGAGCUCCCCCCCCCCCACCCCCCCCAGCACUGAUGCACGCAGAGUUCCCUUUCAGCAAGUUGUGGUUUGCCUCCAAGACUCGGCGCCCCCUGGCGCCCCCUGGCGCCUUCUCUGGAGCACAGUUCUGUCCCCGCGCCCGCCUGGUCCCUCUCCUACGCUGAUGCAACUCAGGGUGCGCACUGACAGCACCCCUCCCCUGUGCCUGUAGAUCCUGCUUAGUGUAACUUCUUUUUCGCGUCUGCAUUUGCAUGACUAUUAGUGCUUUGAAGUCAAUUCUAAAAAACACACAAGUUAUAAAUACAGAAGAAAGAGCAACCUGCCAGACCCCGAGAGCCCGACCGGCCGGAGAUUUCAGUUCAGCCUUCACUGUGCGUUGACAGAACAUCUGGAAGAACACGACGAAAACUGUUUGCAUCUUUGUAUGUAUUUAUUACUUGAUGUAAUAAAGCUUAUUUUGAUUAACAA